CUAAUCCCUAUGUCGUCUCGGUUGCUGGUAGGCUAUGUGAUCUGUCCCUAACCCCAUUAUCUAUUUUUGUGCUUCCUUGUGCUGCCAAGCCCCUGACGUAAUGCUUCGUGUUAAUUAUUCGCAUGUGGAAAGCGAUGCCGAGUCUCUCCUCUGGUAAAACAAGAGUAGCCUAACUGUAGGAGGAAAAGUUAGUCAAGAUGGCAAAACACACAGAUGCAGAGUGAAGGGGCACCGCUGCCCACAAUUUUAAAACUUUGUUGCGCCCCGUCUCGCGAUCAACACCACCGAUGCAGACGUGCAUGGAAAUCUAAAUGGGAUCCCUGUGGAAAAUGCCAACAAAAGUAAUGCUGGUGUGACAGCGCAGAGUGCAGGAGGAAAGCCGACUCUCCUGUCUGAAUGUUAACACCCCCUGGUGCAGAUGCACCUAGGAGAGCACCUUGCCACCACUCCCCUCAAGCUGAAACUACAGUACACCUGCUUUUCUAAAAGCCUGGAUGAUGCUACGCCACUUGAACUGAGCACAACAGCUCAAACCCCUCCUGCUCAAAGUACAUAUUUCUGCCCCACUCAACAUCAACAACAAAAACAGACAAAAAGAAGAGCACAUCCAACAUAAGCUUUGACCAAAGUUUAACCACUAGAGCACCAAGUUAACGCAAUUCUCUCGUGACACCAGGAAGGUCACUAACUAGUUUCCCUGUUUGGCCUGGUGCCUGUGCCCCAGACCAUGAUGUUUCGCGACCAGGUGGGCAUCCUGGGAAGCUGGUUUAAGGGGUGGAACGAGUGUGAGCAGACGGUGGCUCUGCUGUCGCUGCUGAAGCGGGUGUCGCAGACCCAGGCCCGUUUCCUGCAGCUGUGUCUGGAGCACAGCCUGGCUGAUUGCACCGAGCUUCACGUGUUGGAGGGAGAGGCCAAUAACCCAGUGGUGAUCAGCCAGUGGCAGGGUGAGCCCAAGGAGCACGUCAUCUCCCUGGUCCUCACCCACCUGCCCCUGCUCAAGCCGGGCAACGUCGAAGCCAAGGGCGAGUACAUGCGCCUCCUGCCCCGCAUCCUGGCACACACCAUCGAGCACGGCCGCCAUCUGGAAGAGUCGCGCCAGCUCCUCUCCUAUGCCCUCAUCCACCCGGCCACCUCACUGGAUGACCGAGCCGCCCUCGCCCUCUGGCUCAAUCACCUGGAGGAACGCGCUGCCGCCCGGGCCGACUCGUUGGAACGGCUGCCCCCCUCCCCAGCCUCGCACCAUCAGACGCCCCCCUCAACGCUCUCCUCGUCGGGUUCCAGUUUGGGUUCCUCUGUGGGCCACCUGGGUCACCUGUAUCCCCACCAGCGCUACGGCUCAGACGAUCGGCUCAACGGCUGGCAGGGGUCGAGGGACUCCGGGUUGGGCAGUGGAUGGCAGCAGCAGGGGCAGGGAGGGUGUGAGAAUGGUGGGCACCUGGCUCUCUACCCGUCCUCGUCGGUACCUGGGAGUAUCAACACGGUGGGCACGGGCGGCAGCAGCAACACCAUCCUGUUUGGCGGCGGCGGCGGGCAGCACAGUCCCCUGAAGCGUUCGGUGUCCCUUACCCCCCCGAUGAGUGACGGCUCCUUGGCCGGUUCCUCCUCCUUGGGUUUAGGUCACGGCUGGCUCUCCCAGGAGGACCUGCGCGGGCCCCGGGGAGGAGGGCUGGGGCUGGCCCCCACCGACCCCCACCACGCACCCCUCUCCCCCCAGAGCAGCGUAGCGUCUUCGGGCAGUGGCGGCAGCGAGCACCUGGAGGACGCAGGUCUAGGAGGAGGAGGUUGCUGUGGAGGAGGCUUGUACCGCAGCAGCACAUUUCAUAAGGAGGGCAGCGGCAUGAGGGAUGUGCCGGCCUGGCUGAAAAGCCUCCGUCUCCAUAAGUACGCGGCUCUGUUCUCCACCAUGACGUACGACGAGAUGAUGUCACUGACCGAACAACAGCUGGAAUCACAGAAUGUCACCAAAGGGGCGCGCCACAAGAUAGUCAUCAGCAUCCAGAAACUAAAGGAGCGCCAGAACAUGCUGCGCUGCCUAGAGAAGGACGUGUUGGAAGGGGGUAACCUGCGCGCACCUCUUGCCGAGCUCCACCAGAUGAUCCUGACGCCCAUCAAAGCGGUGGCCAGCGACAAGUCGUUGCCCUCCUCGACCGCACAGCAACCCCUGUUGAGCCUCGAGGGGAAGAGCAGCGCUGCCCCGGGCUCUCACCUGGCCCCCGGAGGAGGGGAAGGGGAGACGGGGACUACCCUCAUCGCGGAGGGGGACAUCCCCGGCCAGUUCACCCGCGUCAUGGGCAAAGUUUGCACACAGCUCCUGGUGUCCAGGCCAGAUGAAGAGAACAUCAGCUCCUAUAUGCAGCUCAUUGACAAGUGCCUUCUGCACGAGGCGUUCACUGAGACACAGAAGAAGCGGCUGUUGUCAUGGAAACAGCAGGUGCAGAAGCUGUUCCGCUCGUUCCCCAGGAAGAUUCUCCUGGACAUGGCGGGCUACCGGGCGCAGAGGAGCAGCAGCAGUAGCCGGGGCUUCGGCCAGUCCAACUCUCUCCCCACGGCGGGCUGCGUGGGGGGCAGCAGUAGCAUGUCGGCCCGCCGGAGCCUGCGCCAGUUCCAGAUGCCAUCACGGAGCCUGCCCGGCGCCAGGCUUGGCCUGCUGGGCACCGCCGGCCUCCUGGGACCCACGCCACGCAGCGCCAGCAGCACCCCUACCGGUCUCAAGCAGGGACGACAGGGUUUAUGGUUUGCCAACCCCGGGGGCAGUAAUAGCAUGCCCAGCCGAACCCACAGCUCAGUGCAGAGGACCCGCUCCCUGCCUGUCCACACCACGCCACACACCAUGGUCAUGUUUCAGCAGUCUGAUCUCCAAGUGCCAGUGACGGAACCAGACAUCAACAACCGGCUGGAGUCUCUGUGUUUGAGUAUGACAGAGCAUGCCCUGGGAGAUGGAGUCGACCGCACAUCCACCAUCUGAGAUUAGGACCUGAAGGAGACCCGGGGACAUCUGGUCCCACACACUCACCCCACACACACACACACAUACACACACACACCCCACAGCCAAUGGGAGAGGUCAACUGGGGGUGGGUUGCUGGGCUACAAAUCAUGCCACGGCGAGCCAAUCCGCAAAAACUGCUAACAAACGGCUAACGCAGCAGCACAUUGGCAUGUUACCAUCACAACAAAACACGUCUACGCCCCCAGCACACUCAUAAGUACCUGGGCUUCAGUGGUGUAUGAGAAAUGCAGUGCAGACUCCUUUCCCCACCCAGUAUAACUACCCACAACAGUGCUCGAGGAGUGCCCUCUGCUGGGCUGGGGGAGAUAUAGCAGCUCUGGGGGUCAGCAUCGGCCAACAACCGAUUGGCAGACCCUGGGCCCAGUUGAAGGGGGAGUGGAGCAUUACACACGGCCGGUACAGUGAAAAACAUUAAAAACAUUAUUCUAGGGUGGGAAUGCCGAGAGUCAUCUCGGCAUUCAUCUCACUGUUUGGGAGAGUUUUAGGGAGGAUGUUUUUCAAAAUACCCCUAUGCUCUGUAUAGGUGACAGAAAAAAAGCAUUUUUACAUGUAUGUAUUGUUUACAUAAGAUGCUACUAUGGUACUGAAUCAUUUAUACAUUUCAGCUAUGAAUGUUCUCUUAUAUUUUAUUUUUUUAAAUAAUUAUUGGGAAAGUAGUGGCAUACUAGUCGCUUAAUAGACUAACGUCUCACAGUAGCUAUCAUAGUUUACAACCAACUUUAUCAUUGUUUUUUUUGCUUUUUCUUUCUUUCUUUCGCUUACCAGCAGCCAAGCUGUGUGAAAAUGCUAAAAGGAAAGAGGGAUGCAGUGGAAGUGUGUAGAAGGAAAAACAGAGAAAUGAGAAGAGAUGGGAGGAGAGGAAAUGAAAGUGGGGAGACAGGAUGGUCUGUGCCAAGUGAUUUAGAAGGAGAAGAGGAUGUUAGUGGUGGAUCCAUGUCAGAGGCAGGGACUUUGAUUUGAAACAAGAGAGGAAAAUUGUGUAGUAGUAGCGUUGUGGUGAAGUUCUGGGUAAAUGUUAUAGACAGGCCAAUAUAUAUAUAAUCUUUUUUAGAAUUCUUUAAUCUUUGUCCCUGCAGACUAUGCAUUGAAAGUGUAUGCUGUUAAUUUGCUUGGCCUGUCUGGAUGUGGGAGUGAGGUUCCUUUAACAGGUGCACAACGUUGUGUGACCUAUUCUCUAAUUAGGGCUAGUCAGUGUGGGUCAGGAGUAUUUUCAAUGUGUCUCAUUGUGAAAUAGAAUGAGGAUUACAUGUGUGUUUUCAGUCCAGGGUAGGUACUAUAGCGUUGUAUGCUAUAUGCUCUCAUUUUACUAGGAAGUAAGAGAUGGUCAAAGAUGUUCUGAAUCAAGGAGAAAAGACGUACACAGGGGACAGGAGAAUCAGGAAGUAGCUUUGGCGGAUGUAAACGGGAAGGUUGCUGAGGAGGUUUCCUUUCCCUCAAGCAGCAUAGAAACAUCAAUCCAUGAAGGGUUUAAAACUAGUUUAAAUCCCCGAGAUUACUCUCUUUUUAGUACUUAACUCCACUUAGCGGCCAAACGCAGUUAGACAGCCAGGCACUUGGAAUUAGGCUUUUUGUACUUCAAUUUCUUGUUCGUUUUUUUGUCUUAAUAUUUAUCCUUGGUUCAUUGUUGUCUGCAUGACAUGCUAUAAGGGUAGGUUCAUGGUAAAAUAAGCUCUUUAAAGCUGAGUUAGGCUCUGUUAUUAGCCACUGUAUCACUGUCAUACUGUAAGUGGGUGUUUUGUGCAUGGAAGAUCACGCUAAUGUAUUGUGCCUGAAUGGGCAUCCUGAUUUGGUGUGGUGUUUUGUGAGGGUUAUUGCGCAACUUUUUGGGUUAGUUUAUUUUUGAAUUGUUGUCUCUUUUUCUUGUUCUGCACUAGGUGUUGUGAUAUUUCACUACAGCUAAUCCAUCAAUAACAAUGCCAAUAGGUGCAGCAAUAGAAAUGGCAAGUAUGUGCAAUAAACAUUCAUCAGUGGGGAGAGGAAA
Salmo salar (Atlantic salmon) is the source of this 4991-nucleotide messenger RNA. Its product is annotated as protein Smaug homolog 1. Gene Ontology annotation, biological process: regulation of mRNA stability; negative regulation of translation; nuclear-transcribed mRNA poly(A) tail shortening. NCBI's taxonomy places the organism in Eukaryota, Metazoa, Chordata, Actinopteri, Salmoniformes, Salmonidae. The record is from RefSeq and is a predicted model, not a curated record. Gene Ontology annotation, cellular component: P-body. Gene Ontology annotation, molecular function: mRNA binding; translation repressor activity; protein binding.